AUGAUUCCUCCGAGACGGAAGAAAUGGACCGAGGCGGAGGAGAAAACCCUAAUCGAUAAGUACGGGGAGAUGGUGGCGGACGGUUCCCUAGCGAAGAUGAGGACUCGUGAGAAGAAGUUCAAGCCGAUUGCUUGUCACGUGAAUUCGGUGCAUCACGUGCGCGAUCCCGUGGCGUACCCUUGGCAGUGGAGUUGGAAGGACGUUUCGACAAAGGUGCAGAACAUGCGACACCAGUAUCUUCUGGUGAAGCAGAAGAUCAAGAGGCCUGAGUUUUCGGGGUCCGGUGGAGGGGAUUGUGAUGAUGGGAAUGAGUUUGAUUGGGUGGAGGGGCUUACUCAUUGGUCUAACUUCCUAAGGUAUAAGGAUGUGUUUGGGGAUGUGGCACUUGUAGUUGGUGGUCAUGGUGGCAAUGAGUUGAUGGUGAUUGAGGAUGGGGAUCACGGGGAUCGCGAUGGGGAUCAUGGAGAUGGGUUUCUUGCUGGUGGUGGGGGUAUGGAUAUGGUUGAGUUUGGGCAGAUGGGUCAUUCUGGGGAUGGGGAUUUUGGGGCUGCUAUGAAUGGGGUUGACAAUGAGGUGAUGGGGUUGGGGUUUGAGUAUGAGGCGGAGGAAGGGGAGGUGAAUUACAAUGGGAGUGGUCGGGAGAGGGAGGAUGCGGCGGAGAAUGGUUUUGUGUUUGAGGAGGAAGGGGAGGUGAAUGGGUCAUGUUUGAAGAAGAGGAAGGCUGUGAAGGGGAUGGAAAAGAAAGCAUGGCGGAUUCUUGGUAACCAGCUGGGGCAGUUGAGGGAAAUGGAGGCGCGGUUUGAGCAGCGCGAGGUGGAGAGGGAGCGUGAGAGGCAAAGGAGGGAGAACUUGCGAGUGGAGCUUGAUAAGCAGUGGGAGAAGAAACUGGAGGAGAGGGAAAAGGAGAGGGAGGAGAGGGAGAAGGAGAGGGACAAGCUUAGGAGACAGAGGAUGGCAGAGUGGGAAGCUAUGGAGAAGGAAAAUGAAGAGAUGGAGAGGAAAAGGAGAGAGGAAGAAUUGAUUCAUGAGAGGGAAUGGGAGGAAAGAAUGAAUUGCAGGAGGCUAGAAUGGAGGAAGAGGGUUGAUGAGAUGCUAAGCCAGCACCGAGCAGAAAUGGGCCAGAUGCAGACUCGGUUUCUUCAUGAGCAACAAAAUCUUACUAGCCAAUUGCUUGGUAUAUUCUCUCAGUGGCCUGCCCAACCUGCUGGCCUAUCUGAUCAUACUAGUGCCAGCAACCAUUAUCUUUCACAAAUGAUGCAAAAUUUGCAUCAUGUAAAUGGAAUUGUUCAUGGUGACACUAGGGUUGAGGGAGAUAAUCAAGAAGAUCAAUUCAUUGUUGAUGGAUGA
Sphenostylis stenocarpa is the source of this 1347-nucleotide messenger RNA. NCBI's taxonomy places the organism in Eukaryota, Viridiplantae, Streptophyta, Magnoliopsida, Fabales, Fabaceae. The record is from the annotation of a GenBank genome assembly.